UCAAAGCAUUGUCAUUUAAACACCAAUGAACAUAACCUCACAAAUGACACAUCAAUUUAAAAACGCAUGAAGAUCAUUGUAAUAAAGAAAAACAUUGUGAAAUUCUGAAUUCUAUUUAAUUUAAAAUAAAAAUGAACAUGAAUAUUUGUAGACGAUUGUUUUCAACGCUGAAUAAAUUGUAAGCAAUUAAAUAUUCUAGAAAUUGUCGAGUGAAAAUGUUAUUACAGUACAUUGCCAAAUGUCGACACACGACCAAAUGUCGGAAUACCGAGAGUUUUUUUAUUUUUAGGUCUGUGCUCCAAACAAUAAAUUAUAGACCGGUGCUAAGUAUAAAUUCGAAUCAAAAGGCUGCCUUUUGCAGUCAUGAAUCCAAAACUGGAGUUAAUGAUGAAAAACCAAAAUUGGGUCUACGAAGACGAAAUCUCCAGCCAUAUCCACAUAUCGAUUGUGUCAGAGACCUAAAAAAUGAAAAUUAUUCACCCUCAUCACACAAACUCGUUAAGUAUGGUGAACACGAUUUUUUACAGCGAUUUGAUGGAUAUGUGUGUGUUUUUAUAAGUGGAUAUCAUCAUCCACGUAAUCUUGAUGCCAAGUCAGGGUAUUCCGUCUAUUUUAAUCAAGAUCAUCCAUUGAAUUUGCAAGGAAGUGUUGAGCGCCGGCAAUCUAAGAUCCAUGCAAGACUAUAUGCCGUCUUGAAAGCAAUGCAACAAAUUCCAAAAGAUUCCUUUAAGAAAUUGUGCAUUCAGACCGAUGAUCUUGGACUGAUUACGUUUAUCGAUCAAAGCUUACGAAGCAUGAGUGAAAAUUCAUUUCGCAGUGUCUACACCGGCAAAUUAAAUAAGGACGUACAAACAUCCAUGGAAUUAAAUGAAAUUCUUAGAUCGAGACAAGAUCUGACAUUGCAAUUAAUGUUUUGCCCGAAUGAUAUUUGUGUUGAUGGCAUGUACCAUGCAGUAAAAAUGGCAGAACGAGCUGCUGCCAUAGCUACAGAAGACGCUAAAAAAACAGAUAAUCGAUUGUAAAUUUAUUUUACAGUAAAUAAAAUCAGAAUAAAAUUAAA
Contarinia nasturtii (swede midge) is the source of this 1060-nucleotide messenger RNA. RefSeq lists its product as uncharacterized. Gene Ontology annotation, molecular function: nucleic acid binding. The transcript is spliced from 4 exons. Lineage: Eukaryota; Metazoa; Arthropoda; Insecta; Diptera; Cecidomyiidae. The record is from RefSeq and is a predicted model, not a curated record. The coding region runs from base 216 to 1022 and encodes 268 amino acids.